Messenger RNA from Poeciliopsis prolifica (blackstripe livebearer), 628 nucleotides. RefSeq names its product eotaxin-like. The transcript has 3 exons. Gene Ontology annotation, molecular function: chemokine activity; CCR chemokine receptor binding. NCBI's taxonomy places the organism in Eukaryota, Metazoa, Chordata, Actinopteri, Cyprinodontiformes, Poeciliidae. The coding region runs from base 39 to 314 and encodes 91 amino acids. Gene Ontology annotation, cellular component: extracellular region. Gene Ontology annotation, biological process: positive regulation of GTPase activity; cellular response to interleukin-1; lymphocyte chemotaxis. The record is from RefSeq and is a predicted model, not a curated record.
AGCCAGAGCGUCUCUAUCAUCACCAACAUCUGGUCACCAUGAAGGCCGUUCACAUCCUCCUGCUCUGCAUGCUGGGAGCCGCUCUGCUGGCCUCUGUCCUCUGCAACAGUGGAAACUCUCCGGUCGACUGCUGCUUUGAUUUCGUCAAAAACCGCCUGAACAAAAAUCUCAUGUCUUCAUAUGAGAAGACUGAUCCCCGCUGUUCGCUGAGGGGAAUCGUUUUGACAACAAAAAAAGGACGCUCCAUCUGUGUGGACGCCAAGCAGCCCUGGGUGAAGACGAUUAUUGACUUUCUGGAGAAAAAGCCCCGUUAAGAGAUCUGCCUGUAUCCAUCUCGAUCAGUUCAUAUGAAGGUCUAUAAAAUGCAGAGUGACUGUAAUUCUGCCAUUCAACUUUGGUUCAAGUAAUCAUUGUUACAAUGAAUUGACUGUAGGACAAUUCUGUUUUUGAUUGUUUUUUUUCCCCCCCAUUUUUUUUUUUUGCCUUUCUUUUCUGUUUUUCUGUAAUCAAACACAAAGUCUUCUGGAUGUUUCCUUUGGUUGUUGCAUGCUUGAUUUUAUUCUAAAAUAAAUGUAACUUUUGUCAAACGAUUCUGAUUUUUUAAUCUUAAUAAUGAAGCUUUGAGCAA